CACCACCUCGUCACCGUCUUCCCCUCUCACAACUGCACCAAAACUUACGACCAGCUUGAACAAAAAUGUCCGCCCCCAAGCCCCUUCACCCCGAGGUUCUCUACGCCGAGCGCUCGUCUGCGACUGAGCCGGAGAAGAACAUCAUCUACUUGACUUUCAAUGUGCCCAACAUUCAGGGCGAGCCCAACCUUGACAUCACUGAGGAUCAGAUUUCGUUCUCCGCUUCGUCGGGAAACCCCGAGAAGGGUAUCCCCGUGAAGGAGUGGAGCUGUGACCUUGACCUCUACGCCAAGAUUGUUCCUUCUGAGACCAAGAAGCAGCUCAACUCUCGCCACCUCAUGCUCGUGCUCCGCAAAAAGGAGGCCCAGGCCGAGUACUGGCCGCGCCUGACCAAGGAGAAGCCGAACCGUAACUGGAUCAAGACCGACUUCUCCAAGUGGGUCGACGAGGACGAGCAGGACGGCGAGGAGGAGGUCGACACCGGUGGCAUGGGCGGCAUGGACAUGGCCUCCAUGAUGGGCGGUGGCGGCAUGCCCGGUAUGGGUGGCAUGGGCGGCAUGCCCGGCAUGGGCGGUAUGGGUGGCAUGGGUGGCGGUCCCGGUGGCAUGGACAUGGCCUCUCUUCUCGGCGGGAUGGGCGGCGGUGCCGGCGGCGCGGGUGGCAUGGACUUUGCCAAGAUGAUGGAGCAGAUGGGCGGCGCCGGUGGUAUGCCCAACUUUGACGACGAGGACCUGGAGGAUGUUGAUGAUGCUACCCCGGACAAGGCAGAGGGCAAGGACGCUGGCAAGGACGCCGGCAAGAAGGCCGACGCUGCGGUUGAGGAUGUUGAGUAAGAAGUAGCAUGUUUUCGAUACAGCAUGUAGUCUUUCCUGUUAUGUAUCACUGGAUAGCAGGUGUGUGUUAC
Messenger RNA from Cutaneotrichosporon oleaginosum, 904 nucleotides. RefSeq lists its product as uncharacterized. NCBI's taxonomy places the organism in Eukaryota, Fungi, Basidiomycota, Tremellomycetes, Trichosporonales, Trichosporonaceae. Gene Ontology annotation, biological process: protein folding; chaperone-mediated protein complex assembly. Gene Ontology annotation, molecular function: protein-folding chaperone binding; Hsp90 protein binding. The record is from RefSeq and is a predicted model, not a curated record. Gene Ontology annotation, cellular component: cytosol; nucleus.